This is a messenger RNA of Anopheles maculipalpis, 852 nucleotides long. RefSeq lists its product as uncharacterized. Gene Ontology annotation, biological process: regulation of cell projection organization. Bases 25 to 852 code for a protein of 275 amino acids. Gene Ontology annotation, cellular component: ciliary basal body. The record is from RefSeq and is a predicted model, not a curated record. NCBI's taxonomy places the organism in Eukaryota, Metazoa, Arthropoda, Insecta, Diptera, Culicidae. Gene Ontology annotation, molecular function: cytoskeletal protein binding. The transcript is spliced from 3 exons.
AUUCGAAAGCGAAUAAGCGUUAAAAUGGCUUCAGUGUCCUCCUCAGGUUUCGAGUACGUUAUACAGCGUCCACCCCAGGCAAGGAUCUGCUUCGGAUCUAGCAUCGAACGGGAAACGGUCCCACUGCAAGGACCGGCCAUGAGUGCGUUGAUGCGACGCCGGCAACCGGAGCUGUUGGGUGAAAAUCUUGCUCCCGGAUGUCACAACAUUAGCUACGAUGCAGGGACACCAGAUGCGCAUCCGGCACUGCGAAAGCGGGUAAGCCGUAAAGGAUACGGGCCACUGAUUGCGACGAGCGUGAGGUUCAACUUUGAAGAGGUAAGCAACAGUCCCGGGGUUGGAGAUUAUGAGCUGACGGGCAGGAAGCCAUCUAAACCGAAACAAUCAGCUAAACCUUUCGGUAGUGGAACGGACGAUCGUACGAAGGAUCAUUCACUAGCGUAUCCUGGUGUUGGAACGUAUGUCUUCAAAACGCGCAAGGACAUUCGGAGCCAUUCGUUUGGUGGAACUAUCAAAAUUAUGCCCGCUGCAAGGACGAUCUGCAAGACGGAUAACUUUGAUCGUUGUCAGCGGUGUGACGAACGGCCGGAGGUGGAUUACUGGAAGAAUUUAAGGACGGAACGAUGUCUUUGUCGGCGCUGUAUGGUGAAGGAGCUAGACGAAGCAAGAAGUCACUCGAAAAGCAAGUCCGAGCAGAAGAAACGUGCUGAGGCUUUGAAGGAGUACAAGCGCGUACGACAUUGUGCAUACUACCAUCGGCAUGAUAAGACCAGCGCUGCAAUACAGUUCAUCAGCAACAAACAGUUGAAGCGCAAAUUCCGGUUGGAAAAUUAUCUAUCGAUGUUUGAAUAG